CAAUUCAGUAGUUGAAAAGCGGUCGAAGAGUGUAGACGUCCACGUUGUCGCUCGAAUGAAUCCCGCGUGUUUUUGUUACUCGGUGACAAGUGUUGUUUCAUACCCUUCAAGAAACGUGUUUGUUGCUGUGACACCGACGUGAUCAGUGGUUUGACGAUUUAACAUACUAGAAUCUAGGAACAGUUUGACAAGGUUCCAUGUUUAUGCAAGUGCUCGUUCAAAUGGCUUGCGUCAAAAGGCCGAAACACUGAACAACCUUUGCCUAAGAGUUUGUCUAAGAUAAGCGACUUGCCUUAUUUGAUCGUUCUGAUCUGAGCUAUUCAGGGCGAGCUCUCGAUUUUUUUGUUUGCCGUGUGCUUGCGCCCUUUUGAGACAAGAAUUCGUCUUAUUUGAGUUCAGUGUGUUGUCGGAGUUGUUUUGGGUGAGAGGCUCUCGUCGGUUUUCCAUUGCGAUAUUGGGAUGCCCUUUGGUUUUCAAACAAACUACUGUCAAAUCGGGAGAGAUUGGCAGUGGAAAAUUGUGUGCACAUUUCAAACGAUUGUUCGCAGGAGGAGUGUUCAUCCUUCUCCCUGUUCUCAUCCCUUCGAUUAGAGCUUUAGACGACGACACAGUGCCAUACUACCUACCUACAGUACAUACACGAAAGACCAAGAAGCCCGAGCAGAGUUCGUUCGUUUGUUCGUUCGUUCGUUGUCAUUCAGUUUGCGGAACGUGAUGCGCCAUUGCUCCACUCCAGUUUCAAAUCCACCCAAGUGAAAAACAAAAAUCAACUUGCACAUCUGAGUGUUUUCUCUCAUCAAGUGGUGUGUUUGCCAACGUUCUUCUCUCCAUGUGUGUGCAUGUGUGUGUCUCUUGAUGUCGGUGUGAGUGAGUGUCACAUGUAUUCAUACAAUAAGGUGAAAGAAAUACACACGACCAAGUACAGUUGGAACAGCUCUCCUGUUUUGCAUCCACUGGCAGUGAAUAGUGAGGUUGAAAUCGUGCCAUCGAGGCCUCAAUGAUUACGCGUCAUGACUAGUGUUCAAGCUCUUAGGAGCGCAUUCGAUUUCUGGAGACCUGUGCAUCUCAACGAAGAUGACAGUCUGUCUUUGGAACAGAUUACCAAUAGUUUUAGUGCUCCAAUUACCGAGGAGCACGCCUUUGCCAUCAUCUACGAAUGCUGCAAGACUUUGAAAAAUGUCUUCCAAGGCCAGAGAUCCAAUUGUACCGUGAGCGUGGUGUCGUCUUUGCGCGAUAUCUUUCUCCACAGAGAUGGCCGUGUCCAUGAAACCACAUUCCGGGCUCCCAAAUCCAGGCCCAGGCGAGACUCUGUGGACCGAAAUUUAGAUUAUUCAAGAGCCAUCACAGACUCUGAGGAGAAGGUGAUUACGGAGUUGGGCUUAGUCAUUUAUUCAGCCUUGGAUUUCGGCCUCAAGGAGAACGAGGAGCGGACCUUGACUCCAGGGCUGGAGAAUCUCCUGGAUCUCAUGACAUCAUUUGUCCGAAAAAUCCGAUCCCCUUCGUGGCAGUCAAGCCCCCGAUCUGCUCCACCCUCGGCUCCAUCGUCACGACACUGAUGACGAAGGCAUCGAGAAGGAUCACGACGAUUCGGAUCACUUUGACGGUCAUUUCUCAUCGGCUUCGUCCUCGGGGAGUAGCAAUGACCGGAGUUGCUACUUCAGCGGGCCCAGCUCGACCUCAGCCUCGUCAAGCGCCACCACAAGUCCGCCACCUCUCUCCACGGCUCACCCGUCUCCCUCUCCAUCUCCGUCAUGUCGAGGCCAUGCCGUUGAUCAGGUGUUGUGUCGCUGUGCCAACCAUUUGUCAGUCCGAAGCGAGGCCGAUGCUCAUUUCCGAGCCGUUUGUCGAGCUCUCGUUUCCGAGGCCUUGGAGUUGUCCUCGUUCCUGGAGAAGGGUCGCUUCUCAAUCACGCACAGUGAAGAACUUCAAGAUCUGGCCCUCCAAGACUGGGCCAAUUUAUGGAUUCAAACCCUGAGUGAACUCCGUCAAGGAGUCAAAUUGAAAAAGACCGAUUACACCAAGACGCCCAUCGAGUUCGAGCUCACCCCCUAUGAGAUCCUCAUGGACGACAUUCGAUCGAGGCGAUACAAAUUGAAUAAGGUCAUGGUGGAUGGAGAGAUCCCUCAAAGAAUCAAAAAGGAUGCCCAUGAUAUCAUCUUGGAGUUCAUUCGAUCUAGGCCGCCUCUUAAACCGGCAUCACAACGAAAACUUCAGCCUUGUCAAACAUAUGUGACCCCUCAAGAACGUCUCAUGCAAGAAAUCCGCUCCAAGGACCCCAAAGAAUUUCUCCGGAAGACACCCGGACCCCGACAGCCUCCGAGGCCGAUUCAAAUGGAACGGUCCUAUGUGGGCACAUCCAUCAAGGUGCAUGUUAAUGGGCCCACCCCGAAUACAUGCCCUGUCUCCUGGUCAUCCAUGUCUCAUGCCAAAUCCAUGUCCUCCUUGUCAUGGGCCAAUAGCAACGCCAAUGGCUGCCGUAACGUCUCGUCUCAUUCCACCAUCAACGUCAGAGGCAAUAACUUCCAGAAUGAAAGCGACGAAGACGCCGACCCCGACCGAUCCUCAUUGUGUCCGAGUCCAGUAAAGAAACUGGUUCGGCCCGAUCCCUCCUUCAUGACGUUCAACCCGGACGACGAUGACGAGGACAUGUUCUCUACCCUCAACGGCCAUCAUCAUCGUCCCCAACGACGAGUUCAAUGGCAGAGUGAUGCCUUGGACUUGGCCGUCCCACCGUCCACGUCAAAUCCGCAUUCCCGAAAUCCAUCCCCUCGUCGAGUGACUCUGCACACCCCGAGUCAUCAUGCUCCGUCUCACGACUCUCCGGAUCACUCGCCUGUCGUUCUAAGGCGUUCCAACCGAAAGACCUCCCAAUCGUUCCUCCACAACGUAAGUUCCAGCUCAGCUCAUCUCCGAGCUGCUACUGGCCCCUCGGGGAGUAGAUAUGCUCGAGCCGUGAGGGCCAAGUCUGCCAUAAUCCUAACACCUCCCACACAAACGUCCAGUAUGACUAACCUGUACUCGUUACAACCACAGCCUCCUCUGACCGCACUUAACCCUCACUUGCCUAACACGGAACCUUGUUGUUCCUCCGCGUCCUCGAUCUCGUCCUCGUCCCCUUCCUCUUCCUCUUUCCUUUCCUCCUCCCGUUGGUCGAGACUCCGAUCCACGUUCUCGAGUAAGAAUAACCCUAACACUAUUAAACACAACCCUGCCCACCAAUCCACGUCGUCUCUGGCGUACACCAGCAUGCCAUACCAUAUUGCGGGUCGUCCAUGUUCCCUUCAUCAGCAGGGCCCAAGAGCACCUCCACCGGUCAAUCCCCGUCAGAUGCCCGAACUCCCGCCUUUGGUUCGGGCUUCAUCCACCAGUACGUUUUGCGCUCAGACGUUUCUCACGAGCACCCCGUUGAAACGAACCACUUCGUACUUGUCCACUUCCUCAAGACCGGCCUUUACCCAGCGAGCUUCAUUCCCGCCCGAGGAUCUGAGUCCGGUCACGACUCCACUCGUGAUCUCGGGACUGACGAGAACGGCCCGAAAACUAUCGACGCCUCAAUCCUCGACCCCGCCCAAAGGAGAUCCUCAAUCCCUGGUCUCGUCGACCUCCCACAAUCAACGUUAUCAAGUGCCAUCCAAGUCUUCCAGCCUCAAAACGCAGUUGACCAAUAAAUUUUCCCCCAGGCGUCAGUUGCCUCGUGUACCUGAAGCUAGCACGGUUAAGCCCGAUAAGUUUGAUCAAUGGGCGUCCGCCUUGCAAACCUUGGACUUGACUUUGGCCGAAGUGGUGCACAUUCGAUCGGUGCUGACCAAGGCUGAGCUCGAAAGUCUAACCAUCGAUACCAAUCUCAGAGACGAUUUGGAAAAGAAGAAAGUCUGCUUUCUGUGCAUGAAAACCAGAUUCGGCCUUUUCACUUGGAGCUACGAGUGUCAGCUUUGUCAUCAUACGGUCUGCUCCGGGUGUCUCUCCAAGAUGCGAAUCCCAUCGGAGCAUUUUUCGAAUAUUCCCGUCUUCGCUUUGAGUCCAUUGCCAUCAAAGGAGGAGGAACGCGACAGCCGUUUGUUCUCAUUCUCGGCCAAACGAAGAGGCUCUUCAUUCUUUCCCGAUUCCGAUGUCCCUUCUGCUACUUCGGAGAUUGACUCGGAUCGCCGCAGAAAAUCCAUGAGUGAUCGGGUGGAGAACGGGGACAUAAUGCAAAGUUUGCCCGCUAACCGGUCAGAAUCGAGCCCCAAAAAGGAGUCCAAGGUCAAGUUGCGGCGCUCGAACACCGUGUCUCACAAGCAGAAACCGGACACCUCGCCGAGUAGUCAAGUCAAUGUGUGCAUUGAUUGCAAGGAAAUGAUUCUUCAAAUCGUCCGAACCCAGAGGGCCACCCGGAGACAACAAUUCACCAAGUCCUUGUGCCUGUCAUAAUCGUGGCGUGUCCAUGAACCUGAUCACCACGAUUUUCCGCUUACGAACUAAUGAGAGAAGACUGCGUUGUUUCGCAAACCACUCGCUGGCUGUGCUAUCUAAUUUCCCUCUCCCGGGCCUUCCCCAACCUGCUUACUACCUAGUACUUAGUUUUGUCAAGCUUUUAUUGAAGUUGUUACGUAUGUCGGCCAUGUUCGUCAUCGUUAUUCAUUGAUAUCAUGUUCAUGUGAUAGGUGAUUUGUUCGUCAUUGAUCCUUAUGUUAUCCGAGGACAACGUUUUAAUCAUGGUAAUUAAUGAUUAUUUCACAUAUAAUGUCGCCGUUGUCGUUGUACUGAGACUGAUUUCGAUGCAACAUGUGUCACUUGUCAGCAUCUGUAGGAUCCCAUGUUAGUAAAACUUCAAAUCCUAGCAAUAAACUAGUCAGUCCAAUACAUGUUGUUGAUCCGAUCCUUAUCGAAUUUACGGGCUGGAAUAAAUUAUGCGAAAAAUUGUGAA
Messenger RNA from Tigriopus californicus, 4906 nucleotides. RefSeq names its product protein spire homolog 1-like. Gene Ontology annotation, molecular function: actin binding. Gene Ontology annotation, biological process: actin filament network formation; polar body extrusion after meiotic divisions; establishment of meiotic spindle localization. Gene Ontology annotation, cellular component: cell cortex; cytoplasmic vesicle membrane. NCBI's taxonomy places the organism in Eukaryota, Metazoa, Arthropoda, Copepoda, Harpacticoida, Harpacticidae. The record is from RefSeq and is a predicted model, not a curated record.